UUUAAGUUUUAGGUAGCAUCAAUUAAAGAUUGAACAGCACGCGUUUCUCUCUCUCUCCCUACUCCCCGUAACGCAUUUCCGUCGCAAGAAAUUGUAUUAGUUCCCCAUUCCCAUAAUCAAGUGAUAAGAUAUGUUACACAGUAUGAAUUUAUUUACACUUUCCAUAAGUCUAAUAUGGACUUUUAAUAUACAUAUUUAAAUAAUUAAAACUUUUGUUUACAAUUAUUUUAGACAAAAGGUCUUCAUUGGAUCAGCUUCCCUUUCCGGACAAUCUUCCAUAUCUCUAGAAGACCUGACGGUCAACGAAGCCGUUGGAGACGCAUUCGGUCUUCUGAGUAUGAAUAAAUUGACGGCUACCAUUAACGAAGUUGCAAUCGACGCUUUCAUUGUUAAUUUCGGACUGAGGUUUACCGAAAUUUCAGUAGAUAAUACCACAAUCAGCUGGAGGUUCUCAUACAACAAUUCCACAAAACAGUUGACUUCUCUCAACGUUCUUCCACAAUUUGGAACAAUCACGGGUAGAGUUGCUGUCGAUCUAGGAGGCCGAGUGUUCGAGAGAGCGUUCAGCGAUAAAAAUGCAAUCGACGCCGUGAACAACAUGAUGGCAAAGAACAGCGCCAAAGUCAGUGCGGAUCUUAUGAAAAUCAUUAAUUUUGCCCUGCAAUUCUAUGCAAAUACAGUUCCGAUGCCGUCAUAUUAAAUUCUCAUAGUUUUUAUAGUUUUAUUUAUGUACUUAUUUAUGCUUAA
Agrilus planipennis (emerald ash borer) is the source of this 747-nucleotide messenger RNA. RefSeq lists its product as uncharacterized. The record is from RefSeq and is a predicted model, not a curated record. Bases 338 to 700 code for a protein of 120 amino acids. NCBI's taxonomy places the organism in Eukaryota, Metazoa, Arthropoda, Insecta, Coleoptera, Buprestidae. The transcript is spliced from 3 exons.